Molecule: messenger RNA, 747 nt
Organism: Miscanthus lutarioriparius
Lineage: Eukaryota; Viridiplantae; Streptophyta; Magnoliopsida; Poales; Poaceae
Source: the annotation of a GenBank genome assembly
AUGGCCGUCGCGAUCUGCAUCAAGGUGGCCGCACUCGUUGCGCUCGUGUCCGUGUUCGCCACGCAUGACGCUCGCGCGCAGCCGAGCUACAACGCCUCCUCCGCCCGCAGGGAAUUGUACUACUCCAGCACCACCGGCGGCAGCUGGCAACCUGCCAUGGCCACCUGGUACGGCCGGCCCAACGGCACCCCGGCCCUGACAACAACGGUGUGUGGUGGGUGUGGGUACAGCGGCACCAACCUGUACCCUUUCAACUCCAUGACGUCCUGCGGCGACCACAAAUUGUUCAACGACGGCAAGGGCUGCGGCGCAUGCUACCAGAUAAAAUGCGUGAGCAUGAACAACCAUGCCUGUUCUGGCGUGCCCCAGACGGUUAUCAUCACCGACGUGAACUACGACACCAGUCUCGGCCCCAACCGUUUCGACCUCAGCGGCACGGCGUUCGGCGCCAUGGCUAAGCCUGGCCUCAACGGCAAGCUCCGCGAUGCCGGCGCCCUCAGCAUCCAGUACAGGAGGUGGACCUCAAGGAGGCCAACUCGCAGACAUGGAGGCCGCUGUACGAGUCGUGGGCGCCGUCUGGAGGAUAGACCCCGGCCACCUGCUGAAGGCGCCCUCUCGCUGCGCGUCCGCAGCGACUGUGGCAAGACUCUGGUGGCCUACGACGUCAUCCCGGUCAACUGGAGGGCAAUGCCGAUUACCGUACCAUCGCUCAGUUCCACUGAGAUCACAUGCCGACAGGGACAAUGA